This is a messenger RNA of Mesocricetus auratus (golden hamster), 660 nucleotides long. Its product is annotated as 10 kDa heat shock protein, mitochondrial-like. Lineage: Eukaryota; Metazoa; Chordata; Mammalia; Rodentia; Cricetidae. Gene Ontology annotation, cellular component: mitochondrial matrix. Gene Ontology annotation, molecular function: ATP binding; protein folding chaperone; metal ion binding. The record is from RefSeq and is a predicted model, not a curated record.
UUCUCCUGUUGUGCACAUAGCCUUUGGGAUUGAUUGCCUGUUUGUGAAAUAGUCUUUGAUUUGCUCAAUGAAAAUUUCACAUAGAGUAAGAAGGAAAAUUAAUUUUUAAAAUCUGUUUCCAAAUUCUAAAGGUAAAUGUAAGGAUUUUUUUGUUAUUUCUUUUAAAAACAAGUUGUAAAUGUUAUCAUUAAAAACCUUGCAAUUAGACUCUCCUUGUAGGGGUGGCCUAAGUGCACAGUCCAAGUUUCAGUGGAUACAAAUCGGGGCUGGACAAGAUUUCAGAAAGUUUCUCCUGCUCUUUGGCAGAGUAUUGCUUGAAAGGAGUGCCACUGAAACUGUGACAAAAGGUGACAUUAUGCUUCUAGAAAAGUCUCAAGGAAAAGUAUUGCAAGCAGCAGUAGUCCCUGUGGGAUCAGGCUCGAAAGGAAAGGAUGGAGAGAUUCAGCUGGUCAGUCUACCAGAAUAAGGAAGCAUCAGAGUAAUUCUAGAUGACAAAGAUUAUUUCUUAUUUAGAGAUGGUGACAUUCUUGGAAAGUAUAUGGACUAAUUGCUGUUGAAAUGGUGUCACAUGAAGCUGCUCAUUCCACUGACAUUCUGAAUUAUUCAUCAUGUAAAUAAUUUCCAUGUCUUCUUUUUAUACUAAACUGAUGAUACCUAACU